Messenger RNA from Daktulosphaira vitifoliae (grape phylloxera), 1189 nucleotides. RefSeq lists its product as uncharacterized. The record is from RefSeq and is a predicted model, not a curated record. NCBI's taxonomy places the organism in Eukaryota, Metazoa, Arthropoda, Insecta, Hemiptera, Phylloxeridae. The transcript has 4 exons. Bases 325 to 732 code for a protein of 135 amino acids.
UAUAUCUUUUUUAAUAAAUAAUUGGUACAGUCGUAAAUGUGUACUUUUUAUGUCGAAAAAUAUCAUUAAUGACUUUUAAAGUAGAAGAUUAGUAUAAGAAUCUAGAAAAAGUUGUUAGUUCACAAGAGUUUUCUUUUUUUUCUAGAAAAUUUUUAAACACUAAUAGUUUAUGCUAUAUUUGCUUAUUGUUAAAAUAUAUGACACACACCUCAAUUUUUUGUAAGACUCCAAUUCUCAUGUAAAAUGUAUUUUAAAUACUAGCUAUAAUUUAACACUGUUAACGGAUUUAAAAAUUUUUAAUUGGUAAAUUUAAAAUUCUUUGAAAUGUCUAAAGCAACUAAGAUAAAUAAAAACCAAUUAGCCAAGUUUAUUGAUUAUCUAGAAAAUAAAAAUAGAAAAAAUGACAAUAAUACCAUAAAUGGUUGUGUAGAAUUCUUAAAAACUGCUUUAUAUACAUCUCCAAGUUUUAUUUAUGAUACAACAUUAGAAACACAUCUAAAAACAAAAAAGUUUUUUGAGGAAAUUAAUUUUGAUAGUCUAAGUACUGACCAUUUGUUCAAUAUAGGAUCAAUUUUGCAACAAGGAGCUGAUAUUAAAACAUUCACAUGUUUUAUAAGUUAUUUUUUACAAGAAAUUAAAAAAGUAUUAUCAAGUUACCCUAAAGAAUUAAUUUGUUUAUUAAGUCAUUUUCCUAAUUUAUACAAAAAUUUACCUUUAAGUAACAUACAUUAAUUUUAUAUUUAAUUAUUUUUUAAGUACUUCAUUAUAAUUUUUAAUUCAUAUAUCAUUAUUGUUAUUAUGUUUGUUAUUUUAUUUUCUGGUUUUAGGAUGAUUUAUUAUAUUUUUUUGCAAAUUAUUAAAAAUUAAAUUUUAUAAUAUUAUGAAAAGAACUUCACCAUUGUAAUUUUUCAUACACAAAUUUUCAAUUUAAUGGUACUUGUACUUUUUUUAUCUAACUGUUGCACAAUGCUGGGUGCAUUGCAUAUGAACAUGAAGAAUGCAUUCUUAGUUUUUACACAAUGUUUAUUCUCUUGAAAAUUCAGUAUAAAUAUAGAUUUCUUCCACUGGAUAAAGCACCUUAAGGAUCAAUCUCCAAAGUAUAGGUCUUAAUGACAAUUAGCUUGUAUUACUUAUUAUUAUAAAUUUUUUGUUGAUUUUAACUUCUUUUUAUAAUAAUUACCAUUUAUUU